Messenger RNA from Candidula unifasciata, 677 nucleotides. The record is from the annotation of a GenBank genome assembly. Lineage: Eukaryota; Metazoa; Mollusca; Gastropoda; Stylommatophora; Geomitridae.
AUUUCGUUUUCUGGCAUAAAAUGGAUCUCGGAGGAGAGGAAUUGAAGAAAAGUGGAUCGCGUUUCCAGGUUGCUAGGGUUAACACCAUUAAUAAAGAUGACCAGUCAGACCCAGAUCAGGACAGUGAGGAAUUACAAGAAGUUUUUACAGAAAAAGUGAAAUCUGAUAUCCAACCCGACAAUAAAAUUUGUUCAGGGAAACAAUCAACUGAUCUACGUAAACUGGAUACAAAUAUUGCGAAUGCGAAUAUAAACCCAAGUGGUGGGCGUGAAUCAGUAGGUAAUGGUCCAGAAUCUCCCUGUGCUACCUUUUCAAUCAGUGGCGACUCUCUUCGUAGCAGAGGGUCAGAUGGAUACAAUAAAACAAAUGGUGCUAUGAAUACUAUAGAGGCCCUGCCAUGUGUUGAUCAUUACAGGAAUAUCUUUUCAGCUACCGGGGGCGGCUUGAGAACCCGGCCUACACUAGCAGAGCUGCACGAAGAGCUGGACGACGAGGACCAUCGAGGCAACAAAAAAGAUGCUGGCUCAGGCUACGAAGGAACAAAAACGGACAGCCCCCUUGCCGGUGAUAAGGUCCAGAUAGCUGCUCCCGUUCGAUUCGGAUGGAUACAAGGAGUUCUGCUGGAACUGAGUGGCGCAAGCUGCUUUCUAAAAAUAACCAGAGGUCAUCACUGGUAA